Momordica charantia (bitter melon) is the source of this 2274-nucleotide messenger RNA. RefSeq names its product protein MICRORCHIDIA 2. Gene Ontology annotation, cellular component: nucleus. NCBI's taxonomy places the organism in Eukaryota, Viridiplantae, Streptophyta, Magnoliopsida, Cucurbitales, Cucurbitaceae. The record is from RefSeq and is a predicted model, not a curated record. Gene Ontology annotation, molecular function: ATP hydrolysis activity.
UGAACGGCUUUUAGGUCCGAUUUAAACUCCGGCGAAUUCCGAUGCCGCCGAAGAUGGGAAGUAAAUCUCCGGCCCUAGUGGAUUUAACCGGCAGCGACGAUGAGGAGGCGGCGGCAAACACAACGCCAAACAAAAUAUCCUCGAAUUCUCAGACGGCGAUUUUAUCAUCACCGGACGAUAAAGCCCUUGAUUGCCGCAGUUUCUGGAAAGCCGGAAAUCAGGAUUUCGGCCCUACCACGAGGCCUCAACCUGUUCAUGCAGGAGAGUUGGAGCAUGCCCGAGUUCAUCCGAAGUUUCUUCAUUCUAAUGCCACUUCUCACAAAUGGGCCUUUGGCGCAAUUGCUGAGCUUCUGGAUAAUGCCGUAGACGAGAUGCAUAACGGCGCAACAUUUGUGAAGGUUGACAAAGUUGAUAUAAUGAAGGACAACUCUCCAGCCUUACUUUUCCAUGAUGAUGGUGGGGGAAUGGAUCCUGCUGGCAUUCGGAGAUGUAUGAGUUUGGGUUAUUCUUCAAAGAAGGCAAACACAACAAUAGGACAAUAUGGGAACGGAUUUAAGACAAGCACCAUGCGACUAGGAGCUGAUGCAAUUGUUUUCACUCGUGCGAUUCGUUCAGGCCUUGCAACCCAAAGCGUUGGCCUUUUAUCCUACACCUUUCUACGGAUGACUGGCCAGGAUGAUGUUAUUGUUCCAAUGAUUGAUUUUGAUGUUUCACAGCAUUGGGCAGAACCAAUAAUUUAUACCUCCAAAGAGGACUGGUCUUCCAAUUUGGAAACUAUCCUUGAAUGGUCUCCUUUUGAAUCAAAGGAGGACCUCCUGAUGCAGUUUGAGGAUAUUGGACGUCAUGGAACAAAAGUUAUUUUAUUCAAUCUCUGGUUGAAUGAUGAAGGCAUUUAUGAAUUGAAUUUUGACGACGAUGAUGAGGAUAUACGGUUGAGAGAUGAAGCUAAUCAAGGAGGUUUGAAAAAACUGCGCAAAAAUGUGGCUGAAUUGCGAUCACAUAUUUCUUAUCGCAUCCGCUAUUCAUUAAGGGCAUAUGUUUCAAUAUUAUAUCUGAGAAGGUUUACGAACUUUAACAUCAUUCUGAGGGGAAAACCAGUUGAGCAGUAUAAUAUUGCAGAUGAAUUGAACUACUCAAAAGUAGUUACAUAUAAGCCUCAACUACACACAAUAAAGGAGGUCUUGGUGGAUACAACCAUUGGAUUCGUAAAAGAGGGACCAGCUCUUGGAGUUUGUGGGUUCAACGUGUAUCACAAAAAUCGACUUAUUGUGCCCUUCUGGAAAGUUACUAGCGAUGGUUCUUCAAGAGGGAAUGGUGUUGUGGGAGUUCUUGAAGCAAACUUCUUAGAGCCAGUACAUGACAAACAGGGUUUUGAGAGAUCAUCUGCAUUUAUCCGGCUUGAAACAAAGCUGAAGCAAAUGGUUAUGGAGUAUUGGAGAUCCUGCUGUCACUUAGUGGGAAUUCAACCUCCAGGUUUAUAUUAUCCGCAGAAGAAUCUGGCUAAUCAAGCUUCUACUGGACCUGCACCUGAUAUUCAGAAAAAUUUGGCCAAGGAACAAUAUGAUAGUCAUCCCAAAGGUUCCAACAAAGAAGUGAACACUACCGAAGAUUUUGAUGUCUCAGAAACAGCAUCUGCUAAUCGUAUAUGUGAGGAGAAUAUUAAACUAUUUAUGAGGUGUGAAGAACAUGCGAAGAAAGAAAUUGAAUUGCAAGAACUGGUUGACAGCUUAGAGAAGGAACUAAAGGAAGCCAAGAGGAAGCAUGCUCAGAUAUUAUCAGUUGUGGAGAACAAGAGGAAGCAGAAGAGUACGAAAUAGCUAACUGAAAUAUUUGACGGGGCUCGGUCGAAUUACCGCAACACGCCACUGUUAGUACAUAUAACCUCUCACUUUGCCUCCUUCCACAUUCCAGUUUUUGGCUAAUGAAGGCUCCACGUUAUGAACCGGUUCUUCAUGGAGAGUAUUCACGGCAUCUUUCCUAUAUUCUCCGUUCGCGAUAUGUAAAGAUGAAAGAAGUCGAGAUGUAUCUUUUGAGGUAAAUGAUCAUCAUUUAGAAUUUUAGAUGCAUGAAGGUCCCAGCAAUCUUGAAGGCUUAUGAACCAGAUGAUUGCUUUGGCUACUUAGAUUGCAAUUGGUUUUGAGUCUGUGGGGGAGAGAAAAUUGGCCUCUUUUGCUUUUGGUUUAACUUAAAGAUCCAUAAUAUCAACUAACUUGGAACUAAUUUGGAUUAGGCAGGGAUUAAUGUGAAAUGAGAAACUAGUUUGGAAGGCUUAAA